Molecule: messenger RNA, 4478 nt
Organism: Cyclopterus lumpus (lumpfish)
Lineage: Eukaryota; Metazoa; Chordata; Actinopteri; Perciformes; Cyclopteridae
Gene: csf2rb
Product: colony stimulating factor 2 receptor subunit beta
Exons: 16
Coding region: 236-2278 (680 amino acids)
Biological process (GO): cytokine-mediated signaling pathway; immunoglobulin mediated immune response
Cellular component (GO): external side of plasma membrane
Molecular function (GO): cytokine receptor activity; protein binding
Source: RefSeq, a predicted model, not a curated record
UGACAUGAACUGGCUAUUCGAUCAGAAAGUAUAAAUAGUAAACUCACUGGGGUUUCUUUUCUAUUAUGAAAUGGCAGUUUAGGAAGCUUUUUAAUUCUUAACUGGUAGAAACCGAUGAAAAAAAGAGAACUUUUCUAAUUGAAUUUGUUCUAUUGGUUUAAAGAGGUGAUAAAUGUGCGUAUUGGGAGUGUGAUGUGCGCGUCCAGUAACAAAAAGGAGGUGCGUUAAAGGAAACAUGAUGUGCAGCGGACAGAAAGGGGAACCUGAACUCGUCAGAGAGGAGUUCUCGACAGUGUUGACGAGGAGCCGGCUGACAAGCAGGAAGCGGCGGUGGACGGACGAACGGACGGACGGACGAGGACAAAUGUCGAGAGCCUUCAUCAUGAGAGGAAUGAUGUCUCUUUUCUGGGUUGUGCUUUGGUCACUGCUCCCUCCUCUGGCUCUCUCCUGUGGUCCAGACUACUGCAUGCUCCACGACCGCGGCUUAAAGGAAACGUCUCCAUUGCUGAAAUCCUUACGCUGCCACAAUGACUACAAGUCAUACGUCCACUGCAGGUGGAAGGAACACGGAAACCAAACACUGCAGCUGUGGUUCAAGACAGAAACCCACAGGGAGCAGUGUGCGCCUCACCGUGCUGAAGUGCAGCAUGCAAGUGUGCACAGGACGGCCCAGUGUAGAUAUGAAACUGAUACAUUUUCCAUUGGCAUCGAACACACGGUCUACUUCCUCCAGAACAAAACGCUGACCCUCUGCUCGUCUGUCCCACACAAGCUCCUGGACCUUUCUGUGCACCUGAGAGCGAGCCCACCGGUGAAUCUAUCCACACAUGGAGCAGGUGAUGGAGGCAGACAGCUCACUUGGUCCAGCCCCUACCCCUCCUCUUCCUCCUCCUCCUCCUCCUCCUCCUCUUCCUCCUCCCUGAACAAACACAUCACCUAUCAGCUCAGCUACAGAACCGACAGACAGGACAACUGGACGACUGAGGAGGUCACAAACACCAGUGUGAAAAUAGAGAAGCGGCUGUUGCUCCCGGGUCGCAGGUAUGAGGCGAGGGUGAGGGCCCGGGCCAGCGUGGGUCACUGGAGCGACUGGGGUCCUGUGGUGACCUGGCGCACUAAAGAAGAUACUGGGCAGUCUCCCAGUUUGCAUUGUGUGCUGGUUGGAGAGAAGAAGGUGAUGUGCAGCUGGGAGGUGAGCAGAGAGCUGGACCACUUCAUCACUUACCAGCUGGCAUAUCGACACAACCAGUCUCAGAGAAACUGUGUGGACUCAACAGUCACCUUUGACCUCGACAGGACUGUGCUGAGGUACAGCUGCUCAAUGACUGUCUCAGACCCUGCAUGCCUGCUCGUGGAGCUCCUCCCAGCACACGCAGUCAAGAGAUUCAAGGUCGACAAACACAUUCGGCCCGGCCCACCGCAGCAGGUGAAGGUGACGCCGAAAGACACCAACUGGAUGGUGGAAUGGACUCAGAGCACGUCUUCAAAACUCGGAUUGUAUUAUCAGGUGUGCUAUUACAGGGCACAGGAUCAGGGAUCGUCUGUCUUGGAGAACAUCUCAAUGGGCUCCAUGUCGUGGACAAUCCUGGGAGCCUCUCUGACCUCAUCCCAGCACUACGAGGUCAAGGUCAGGUCGCUGGUUGCCCACAGCCACUAUGAAGGAAUCCCCUCCGACUGGACCGUUCCUGUGGAGUGGACCUCGCAAGAAGCCAUCUGGUCCCCAACCACGCUGAUCUAUUUCACCAUCGGUGUGUUCGUGGCCGCUGCUUUCCUUAUGCUCUACUACACCAUUCCAGCUUGUCAAAGAAGGGCAAUUCUGUGGGUGGACUCAGACCCAUCUCCAGGCAAAAGCAAAAUCCUGUCCGACAUCAAGUCUGCCUCCAACCAGACACUCAUGCAGAGUGAGAGCAUAACUAUCUGCAAAGUGAUGAGUUUGGCCAGCGCGUCGACAUGCUCCUCAGACACUUUGCUGUGUCCAACCAAGAAGCGUCUGGAGGACAAGGGCUGCUGGAGGUGUAAGAACCUGCCCCCCCCUGCUGUGAAGGAGACAUCCUCCUUCAGCUUCAGCGGUCCGUACAUCUUAUGUCAGUCGUCAGAGGCAAAAAGGCGCGAGUCGGCGGAUGUCGAGUAUGAGGAGAACGAGCGGGAGCAAGAAACCCCAUCGGACGACUCUCCGUCUCCUCCCCCGGGGACUUUCGCCCCCUGGCCUCAGGGGGGCCCCGCAGAGGCCUCGGGGUAUUGCCACCUCCCCGCAGCUUUCACCAGGGCGGCACAGUAAACUCAAGGCCUAUGGAGGCGUUCUCAGCAGCUAUAAUGAAGCAAUGUGAUUUAUUGUUUCCACUUUAUUUUAAGCGACAUAUGCUCACAUGGGGAUACAGGCAUUCACUGAAUUAGAUGUUAUACAUAAGAGAUGACCCAUGUUGCUGGUCUUAUCUGACCCAACAUCAGGCUGGGUUUCUGAACAAUGGAGGGCAGUAGUGAGCUGAGUGCACAUAUAUCUCAGGGAUGGACUUCAGUAUGUCUUCAGGCUUUGAGUUUUUUUUUUUUGUAAACUUCCUCACACAUUCCAGAUCAGAAUGAAAUAACAGAAGCACCUUACACUCAUAUAAUACAAUACAACCGCCCCCCCCCCCCCUCUAAAUAAAUACCUUUGUGAUGUUCAGACUGUUUCAUUUGGUGGUCAAAAAGAUUCGUCAUCACCUCAGUCACUUCCUUCCUUGUAUACUUUCCCAGACAAUAUAAAUAUAUUACUCACAGAAUGUAUGGCCAUGUCGAACACACAGGGAUUCUGAAGAGCUGUGUUGAAAUGUAGCCUCUUUUUUUUUAUUUUUCACAUUCUCUUUCACAGCUGAGGUGGGAGAUGCAGAAUUAUGUCAGCUGUAUUUCAUGGGAAAUGUGUGCACGUUUGCUGACAGCCAUGUUUGGCUGCGGUCAUGUAUGCACGUUUGCACAGAGGUGUGUGAGUUAGAACCUUGUUGUCAAUGUUGUAGCCCAAGUGUUGCUGAAUAUACAAAUACAAUAUGUACAUGCUGAUGUGUUGCUAUGUUGUGUGGCACCAGGAAGUUCACUGCAUGCAAGUCUUUAGUUAUCGACUGAGGCCUGCAGAGACAUUAAAUGUACAUAGAAUAUGUUAAGUGUCAAUACAGAAGACUUAACGUCAUCUUCAGGUGUGUUACUUGCAGCACAGGCUUUAUAAUUGCUGAUAAAAGAAUUAUCGGAGAGGAAUAGUGGAAGUUUGCAAUGUUUGCUGCACCGUUGUAUUGUGCUAGUAAGUUAAACUUUAUAUUUUAAGAACGGCUUACACACACCUGCUCACCACAAACAUAAACAAGGGUUUAAAGUGUUCAGGCUGGCAGGCAAACUGUGUUGGCCUCUUAGAUGGCAGAUUAUUAUUUUUAUUAAUAAUAUUAGGCAACAAGCUGAAACUAAUGCCGAUACUGAUGGAACUGUCCUGCAAUGAAUCCUCCCACCAUGAAGGUUGUACUUUUCAGUUUUAGUUGAAACUGUUUUAGAGAAGUGUUCAGCUGUAUUGUGAUCAGUGGUUUUUUAAACGUUGUCGUCCCCCUCUUUGAAGACAAAUAUCCAUGCCUCAAUUAUAACAAAAUGCUUCUUUGAAAAAGGAAACGUGCAUGAAGGGGAUUUUCACGAAAAUAGUUCUAAAUACUGCCCGAAGGCAUUAGGUUAUUGCUAAGCAAGUAGAAACUCUUGCAUGAUUAGCACUAAAAGAUCUGCCCGGAUGCAGGUGACUAUAGCAGAAAGCAGUUAUAAAGAAACAACCCUUCAAUUCUAAUUUUAAAAAAGGCCAAAAGACCAAAGUUCCUAGCUGAAUCUGCUAAGUGGAAGUCAUCAUUAAUUUGAAGAAGGACCAGAACACCCUGAGCUUUAUUUCUCCACCUCUCUUAAACCCUCAAGAAAGGGUGUUGUCACACUCUGAUUGGCCAAGAGCUGAAAUGCACCAAGCUGCUCUCAAUUGUUAAUUAGGAGCCGGUAACAACGCUCUGUUCAACAGGUGAUCUGAAUAACCCUCCAAUCAACUACAAUGGGACUGGGCUGUAAUGUUUUCAGGCAUAAAAAUACAGUUCUCUCCUCGUCUUCAAUCACAUUCCCUGUGAACCCAAGAGCGAGACCGCCAUGACUGGAUUUACCCACUAGUGUGUCAAUAUGUGAAUAAGUGCAACAUUUUAACCUUACACAUGUAUGUAGGCUACGGUGGCCAUUAGGCCUCGUACACAUGGAUACGGGUGAUUUUGUAAACAGCAUUUUUUUUGUCCUUUUGUUCUAAAAAAAAAAAAAUCUCCAAAACCAAAGAUUCUGUUUUUCCCAUGUCUGGUUUUGUAGUUUCUGAAUAACUUCACCCGGGUCGGAGUUUACCAGUUUUGUGGAUUACAGGCAAAAAAGCUAAAUUUACAAAAAUGCUGUGUAUAUGUGAAUGAUGCCUAAAUUUGCAGCUGAGUUCUAGAUUAAAAGCCUUUGCAGAA